GCAGCACCGACUCUGCUCUGCUCCCCCAUUCGCUCCAGCAAGGAAAAGUAGCCACUGGCCGAGAGAACACUCCUCCCCUCCUUCCUCCUCCGUGGAGCCAGAGCUUUCUCCCUCUUUAAACUACGAUCUGGCUCCUAGUCUUCCCUCGGUGCAUGCUUCCCUUCGUGAGAGGGAGAUUUCUGAGCUUGUUCAUGUCAUGACACAGUGCAGCGCAGGAUCGAAGUGGUCGCCUCUAACGCCACUGGAACUGCCAGAGUGCCCGGGACUCCUUUCCAGUGCUUUGAGUUUGGUUACAUGAAAUUAUGCGAUGUUCGCAGGAGUGCCCGGUUCUUUUUCUGCUACUGCACUUUGUUUUCAUUUUGGCAGCCGGCCACGAAGAGCUCUCCGACUCCGGCAGACUCCUCUCCCUCUUUCCAGAGCAAGGUCAGCUGUCCCAGUCAGAUCUGUCCAUUGUCCACCCAGAGAAGACCAGCGCUGAUGGAGAGUUCAUCUCCCACUCUCUGUCUCACCACUUCAGGGGUGGGAGAGUCAGGCGUGACCUGCGACCCUUCGCUUCAGAGGGACAGGUUUACUACAAGGUCAACUACAAGGGUCGAGCUUUAAGGUUCAGUUUGACUGCAAACAAUAACCUGGUUUCAAAUGAGUACAUUCUGGAGAGGAGGAACGGCAGUGCCAACAGGACUGAGCAUCGCCUCUCUGAGGGGAAUUCCUGCCACCUCCUUGGCACCGUGGAAGUCUCUGAUGUGCGAGGGACUGCUGCCAUCAGCACCUGUAAAGGACUGAGAGGCUUCUUCUCCCUGCCAGAGGGACAGUAUUUCAUAGAACCUGUCCAGAAAUCUCCUGACGAUCCUGCAGGGACUCCAGAGCCCCACAUAGUCUAUCCAAGAGUUACCACAGAGAGUCAAAGAAAAAAACGCAGCCUCCAGUCUAAGGAAACAUCCAGUCCCUGCGGAGUUAAAGAUGCUCCAAGCGACUCGGUCCAGGUGGAGAGGGAGAGGGAGGAAUGGGAGAGGGAGCAGCAGCGGGGGGAGGGUCAGGCUCAGUCCCGCUCGCAGCGCUCAGUCAGCAGAGAGCGCUGGGUGGAGACCAUGGUGGUUGCCGACUCCAAACUCAUUGAAUAUCACGGCACUGACAAUGUGGAGUCUUACAUCUUCACCAUCAUGAACAUGGUGGCGGGAAUCUUUCAUGAUGCCAGUAUUGGUAAUGCCAUCCAUGUCAUCUUGGUGCGCCUCAUUUUACUACAGGGAGAAGAGAAAGGGUUGAAGAUUGUUCACCACGCAGACACCACUUUGGCCAGUUUCUGUGCUUGGCAGAAAAACCUCAAUCCUCAGAGUGACACACACCCAGCUCACCAUGACCUGGCUGUGCUGGUCACCAGGAAAGACAUCUGUGCUGGGAUGAACCAGCCCUGUGAGACCCUGGGUCUGUCUCAUCUGUCUGGGAUGUGUCAACCACACCGCAGCUGCAACAUCAAUGAGGACUCGGGACUACCUGUCGCCUUCACCGUUGCUCAUGAAAUGGGCCACAGCUUUGGAAUUCAUCAUGACGGUCAGGGGAACGACUGUGAGCUGGAAGGGAGGCACCCGUUCAUUAUGUCCAGACAGCUGAUGUAUGACAGCUCGCCUCUCACUUGGUCUUCCUGCUCCAAAGAAUACAUCACACGCUUCCUGGAUCGUGGCUGGGGUUUCUGUCUGGAUGACCGUCCUUCUAAGAGGGAUCUAACCACCCCGCUGGCUCGCCUUGGUGUCCGCUACACCACGCACCACCAGUGCCAGCUCCAGUAUGGCCCAAACGCCACCUUCUGCCCCGAGGUUGAUAACGUCUGCCAGAUUCUUUGGUGUUCGGUCAACGGCUCCUGUCGCUCCAAACUGGACUCGCCUAUAGAUGGUACCCGCUGUGGACCAGAGAAGUGGUGUAUCUCAGGGGAGUGUGUGAUCGUGGGUAAACUGCCAGAGACAGUGAAUGGAGCCUGGGGACAGUGGAGUACCUGGUCUCACUGCUCCAGGACGUGUGGAACAGGUGUUCAGUCAGCAGAAAGGGAAUGUGACAACCCCAAACCAGAGUUUGGAGGCAAGUACUGCACCGGAGAAAGAAAGCGUUAUCGGACCUGUAACACGAAACCCUGCCAGAGGAGCAAACCAACCUUCAGAGAGAUGCUGUGCAGUGAGUUUGACACCGUGGCCUACAACAAUGAUUUCUACCAGUGGAUUCCUGUGGCUAACCCAUUAAACCCCUGUGAGCUGCACUGUCGACCGGUCAAUGAGUAUUUCUCGGAGAAGAUGCUCGACACUGUGACAGAUGGGACGCCGUGUUUCAUGAACAACAAGUCCAGAAACAUCUGCGUCAAUGGAGUGUGCAAGGAGGUAGGCUGUGACUAUGGCAUUGACUCAAACGCAGUGGAGGAUCGUUGUGGAGUCUGUUUGGGCGACGGCACAAGCUGUGAGACGGUCUAUAAGUCAUUUGAUGAAGCAGAGGGCUUUGGGUACACGGACGUGGGUGUGAUACCUGAGGGGGCGCGGGACAUCCUGGUAACGGAAGUGGAGGAGGCAGGUAACUUCCUGGCUCUGAGGAGUGAGGCGUCGGAGGAGUAUUUCCUCAACGGCAACUACAUCAUCCAGUGGAAUGGGGAGUACGAAGCCGGUGGGACCACGUUCUUCUACGAACGCAGCGGAAACAUGGAGAACCUCACUGCUCCUGGACCCACCAUGCAGCCAGUCGUGCUCCAGUUGCUGUUUCAGGAGAGGAACCCUGGUCUAAAGUAUGAGUACACCAUCAAGAAGACCAAAGAGGCAGGAAAUGAGAUCAUCGAACCUAUUUACAAGUGGAGACACGGGGCAUGGACAGACUGUAGCACCACCUGUGGCUUAGGUGAGCAGCACCAGCCUGUUCUUUGUUUUGAGAUGGACGUGGGCGUAGUGGACGAGUCUCUGUGUGACCCAGAGAGCCGUCCAGAGGACAGACACCGAAAGUGCAAGACUAUGGAUUGUCCUGCAAGGUGGUGGGUUGGGGGUUGGCAGCAGUGUUCAGCCACCUGUGGAUCAGACGGCAUGAGAAAGCGAACAGUGCUCUGUGUCCGCACGGUUUCAGGGGAGGAGAGGGUGCUCCACCCCGUGGAGUGCAAGCAUCUCCUUAAACCCAAACCUGCCGUGCCGUGCAACAGAGAUGUACCCUGUGGACAGGACUGGGCGGUUGGGAACUGGGAAGAGUGCCCAGUCACAUGUGGCGGAGGGGUUCGCUCGAGGACAGUCACGUGUGUGCUAGCGCCCAAAAAGACCUGCGAUCUCUCAACCAAACCUCGGUCCAGAUCACUGUGUGCCCUGCAGAGCUGCCCUAACUCGAGUCUACGUAGACGACCUGGGCAUGCCCCUAAAUACCGCCGUGUUUACCCACCCAAGAGCCACCCCACCAAGCAUCCCAGCUCACCUACUUUGGCUCCCACGAGCACCACGGCCACAGCUGCACCCACAGCUGCCAUCACUGUCAGGAAGAAAACAACCACCAAAGAAAUGACAACUGCUUUCAUCCCUACCACCACAUCCAUUUCAACCCCUGAAACCACAAUCCCUGAAAUCAUAGACACAGAUGAUUAUGAGUUCAGUGGUGUUGUGAGGAAAAAUGGGGAUAAGAGAGGGAAAGUUUUCCCUUCUAAACCCAGUUCUACAGAAAAGGACAGGAAGCCGACUAAUGUGGAAAAGGAGAACAUGGAAGGAGAGGAGGGAAGUACGCCAAAUGUGGUGAUGUACACUCCAGGAUAUGAUUAUGUUGUUGAGGACAGGACGACAGAAGAGGAGGGGAUUAUUGACCUGGAUGUUUUUACCACAGCUACAUCACUCAAAAAUCCUCUUAAAUCAACCACUUUACAAACAAGUCCACCUAACAUACGCACAACCAGAACACCCACCACAACCACUUACUCCACCCCACACACCAGUACUGAAACAUGGGAAAAGACCACUCACCACUUAUCCAGCCCACACACCAGUCCGUACAGCCACUGGACAUACAGGGUUCCCCUCACCACUCCUACGUACAAGAGCCACUCAAACCCUUCAAAAACUGGCUUCCACACAACGCAAGCUCCCUCCACAGCUGCAAGAAAACUGUUCACCACUGCGGCAUCGCCCCAGCCCACGGUAAAGAUUAUUAAACCAAAGAAGCCUGUGACACCCAAGAAAAACAGCCCUGCCUCUCGCACUAAAAAGCCCUCUUCACUGCCCAAAGGCAGUCGCUCCAAGAGUCCAAACCGGCAACCAGGAAGUCCCAUGAGCAGCUCCGCCAGUGACCAAAGCAACCUGAUGGCCAGAGAGCCAGUCAGCAUGGAUAUAUUCUGGGUUGUAGGAAACUGGAGUAAGUGUUCAACAACAUGUGGGAUCGGUGCUAUAUGGCGAACAGUCACAUGCAGCUCCCACAGCGACGAGGACUGUGCCAACAUGAAGAGACCUGAGCCUGCACGCACAUGUGAGCUGCAGCCCUGUGCUGCCUGGCAAAGUGGCAGCUGGAGCAAGUGCCCGGAUAACUGUGCGGUUGUGGGAAGGAGGUACCGUGAUGUCCAGUGUGUCGAUUCUCAGAGCAAACGUCCCCUCAGACCUUUCCACUGCCAGGCUGUGUCCAGCAGACCUGUCAGCACCUUGACUUGCCCCCACAAGCCCUGUAUGGCCUGGAGUGUAUCACCCUGGGGACCAUGCUCUGGCAGCUGUGGCGAAGGCAUCAGGGAGCGGCUGGUGUACUGUCCCGAGCCUCAUCGCUGUAGUACCACACUGAGGCCAAACGGCACGGAGCAGUGCAGCUUAAAGCCCUGCACACACUGGAAGACUGAAGACUGGGAGGAGUGCUCUGUGAGUUGUGGUGGGGGUCAGCAGCAGCGUCAAGUCAACUGUGUGAGUGACCAAGAUUUGGCUGUUAUGCCAAACAGCCUCUGUGAGAAGAUUUCAAAACCAGAAACACUCAGGAAGUGCAAUAUGCAGGAAUGCAAGGCGAACACAGGUCCAGUUUGCAGGAAGAACACCAUGUCCUCACGCUUCUGUGACAAGCUGAAGCUAUUGGGUCGCUGCUCUCUCAGGUCGGUCCAAAGACAGUGCUGUGUCACCUGUGGGCCAUAGCUUACAGGUUACACACGCACAAUACUGUAUAUCACAAUGGGCACAUCCCAACCACAGUAAGACUUACUGUAUCUCCAUGCAAUACAUCCAUCCAGCCAAGCCAUCCAUAGACUGACACGUCCGAACCAAAGUGUUAAUGUCCACAACACUACAACAAGCGCAUCUUAAACAGCACAAACAAACAUGGGUCGAAUAAGAUUAUGUUAUUAUUAUUUUUAUGGUUUUUAUCUGUUUAGGUAACUUUUUCUAAUGAAAGAUUUUACUGGGAGGGUUUUUAAAAAGUACGUGAGAGAACAAGCCAAAACAGUGAGGAUAAAUACACAUUUGGUCUGUAACAAAUGUUAGAGCAUUAGCCAUCUUGAGAUGAGCAGAAAUGCUUAUCAGAAUUAAAAUAUUGCUAAUUCUUUUUUUUUUUCAAGAAGCACAACUCAAAAGCUCAGGCAAGUACAAGAGCUACUGCUACACAGUUGUGCUAAAUAAGAUUAUAACACAAGGUACAGUACGCACUUUCUUUAUUCAGUAAGAAAAUUUAGUAAUGACCCACAGUACAAAUAUUUCUGGGCCAAAGGUGCUUUUAUAAUCAAGGUGCUGAUGAUCACAGUUCAACAGUCCAGUUACCAGUUAUAUUUUUAUUUCAAACUAAACUGGUAACACAGAAUGUAAAUAAAGAUUUUUGUGACCUCUUUAUUAAAUUGUUAAUAGUAAUGAUAAUCUUUUUUAACUCAUAUUUUUUGCUUUUUCUUGCUUGAAUUCUGGUUUUGUCCUCAGAGCUGGCACUGUGUGUUUAUAUUAUUCUGGGUACAAGUUCCUGCUUUAGUCUUUUUUGUUUCAGUUGUUAACAGAAAAAAAAAAAAAUGCUGCAGAACCUGCACAGUUCUCUGGCUGAACCUGUGGUGCUCAUCCUCUGGUGUGUGAGAUUGACCAAUGAGAAAGAGGUGUUGCAGGUCAUCCCUCUCAGGUCCCUUCCAAAGAUGGCCGCUGUGUUUGUAUGAUAUUGUACAGGCAUUACCGUUGUCAUGAAACUGGUACAUCACCGUCACUGAUUCGUCCGUCACAUGUCUCCAUCAAUAAAUGUUGUGGUACAAGAUGUUUGUGACAAAACUUUGUAACUGAGACAUGGAAUAAAAAUUUCUUUUAAUAUU
Molecule: messenger RNA, 6241 nt
Organism: Lates calcarifer (barramundi perch)
Lineage: Eukaryota; Metazoa; Chordata; Actinopteri; Centropomidae
Gene: adamts12
Product: ADAM metallopeptidase with thrombospondin type 1 motif, 12
Biological process (GO): extracellular matrix organization; proteolysis
Cellular component (GO): extracellular matrix
Molecular function (GO): metalloendopeptidase activity
Source: RefSeq, a predicted model, not a curated record